Messenger RNA from Phalacrocorax carbo (great cormorant), 5311 nucleotides. The record is from RefSeq and is a predicted model, not a curated record. NCBI's taxonomy places the organism in Eukaryota, Metazoa, Chordata, Aves, Suliformes, Phalacrocoracidae.
CCGGGCUUCGCUGCUCGGCGCGCCGCCGCUCCGGUGCCGCCGGCGCCUCCCCGCUGGCGGCGGGGCCCGGCCGCCGCGCCCGCGCCAGGCCGUGCGCAACAGGCAGGCGGCCGGCGGAGCUGUGGGCGCCGGCGAGAGAGAGCGGCCGGUGACCGAGCGGCCGGGGGCGGCGAGCGAGCGCCCGCCCGGGGCCGGGCAUGUGCGGCGGGGCGGCGGGCAGGGCGCCCGGGCAAGGGCGUUUGAAGGAAACGUGAGGCGCGGCGGCGGCGGCGGCGGCGGCGGCAUGGACGCGGCGCCGGGCCGGAGCCCCGAGCCGCGGGAGAAGCCGCCGGUGCUGGACGGGGAGGCGGCGGGGGCACCCGCGGGGGCGGCGGGCGUCGCCCCGGCCUCGCCGGCGGCGGCGGAGCAGAUCGUGGCGGAGGGCGAGGCGGCGGCGGCGGCGGCGGCGGGCACGUUCGUGCAGCGGCAGCUCGGGGCCAUGCUGCAGCCCGCCGUGAACAAGUUCUCGCUGCGCAUGUUCGGCAGCCACCGGGCCGUGGAGAUCGAGCGGCAGCGGGUGAAGUCGGCCGGCGCCUGGAUCAUCCACCCCUACAGCGACUUCAGGUUUUACUGGGACCUCAUCAUGCUGCUCCUGAUGGUGGGGAAUUUGAUCAUCCUGCCUGUGGGCAUCACCUUCUUCAAGGAUGAGAACACCCCUCCCUGGAUCGUUUUCAAUGUGCUUUCGGACACUUUCUUCUUGGCUGACCUGGUGCUGAACUUCCGGACAGGCAUUGUGGUGGAGGACAACACGGAGAUCAUCCUUGACCCUCACACCAUCAAAAUGAAGUACUUGAAGAGCUGGUUCCUGGUUGACUUCAUCUCCUCCAUCCCGGUUGACUACAUCUUCCUCAUCGUUGACCUGGAGACCCAGGUGGAUUCUGAUGUCUACAAGACGGCCCGGGCCUUGCGCAUCGUCCGCUUCACCAAGAUCCUCAGCCUGCUGCGCCUGCUCCGCCUCUCGCGCCUCAUCCGCUACAUCCACCAGUGGGAGGAGAUCUUCCAUAUGACGUACGACCUGGCCAGUGCUGUGGUGAGAAUCUUCAACCUCAUCGGCAUGAUGCUGCUGCUGUGUCACUGGGACGGCUGCCUCCAGUUCCUGGUGCCCAUGCUGCAAGACUUCCCCGAGGACUGCUGGGUCUCCAUCAACCACAUGGUGAACGACUCCUGGGGGAAGCAGUACUCACAUGCCCUGUUCAAGGCCAUGAGCCACAUGCUCUGCAUCGGCUACGGCCAGCAGGCGCCUGAGGGCAUGACCGACGUCUGGCUCACGAUGCUGAGCAUGAUCGUGGGGGCCACCUGCUACGCCAUGUUCAUCGGCCACGCCACUGCCCUCAUCCAGUCGCUGGACUCGUCCCGGCGCCAGUACCAGGAGAAGUACAAGCAAGUGGAGCAGUACAUGUCAUUCCACAAGCUGCCUGGGGACACGCGCCAGCGGAUCCAUGAGUACUACGAGCACCGCUACCAGGGCAAGAUGUUCGACGAGGAGAACAUCCUGGGGGAGCUCAGUGAGCCACUCAAAGAGGAGAUCAUCAACUUCAACUGCCGCAACCUGGUGGCCAACAUGCCCCUGUUUGCCAAUGCGGAUCCCAACUUUGUGACAGCCAUGUUGACCAAGCUGCGCUUUGAGGUCUUCCAGCCUGGGGACUUCAUCAUCCGCGAGGGCACUGUGGGCAAAAAGAUGUACUUCAUCCAGCACGGGGUGGUCAGCAUCCUCACCAAGGGCAACAAGGAGACAAAGCUGUCCGAUGGCUCCUACUUUGGGGAAAUCUGCCUGCUGACGCGGGGCAGGCGGACAGCCAGCGUGCGAGCAGACACCUACUGCCGCCUCUAUUCCUUGUCGGUGGAUAACUUCAAUGAGGUGCUGGAGGAGUAUCCCAUGAUGCGCAGGGCCUUUGAGACGGUGGCCAUGGACCGGCUGGACCGCAUAGGGAAGAAGAACUCCAUCUUGCUCCGCAAGCGAGCCGAGCACAGCGCGGGGCCCAUGAACAAUGAGAUGAUCCAGCAGAUCAUGAAGCAUGACCAGGACAUGGCCCACAACAUCCAGGACCUGCAGCAGAUGGCAAUGGGCCGGGAGCUGAGCAGCAAGCCGGUGAUCUGGGAGCCACUGGUGCACGCGCCCCUGCAGACAGCUGCUGCCACCACCAACGUGGCCAUUGCCUUGACUCACCAGCACAGCCUGCAGGCUCACAUCUUCCUGCCGCCCUCCUCCAUCUCCAGCCCGCUCUCACCUGAGGCCACUCUGCUCACAAAGCAAGUGCGCAGGUCCCAGCCCAGCCUGGGGGGCUCCCGGCCCUCCUCCGUGAGCUCCCCGUCAGGGGUGCAGUCCCACCUCCAGACACCGGCUGCUGGUUCGCCUUCCUCCCCCAUGGUCCAGUCCCAGGUGCCCCUGGAGAGCGGGGGCCAGAGACCAAGCCAUGGGGCACAGCCCCUGCCACGCACGGCGCAGAAGGGGGAGCUGCCACCGGCGGCCAAGCAGCCCCUGGCCGGCUCCCAGCCCCAGCUCUCCAAGUCCCGGGGUGCCUCGGUCUCCACCUCGCUGCUGCAGCAGGCGGCAGGGGCUCCGUCCCCCAGCUCAGAGCAGGCACUGCCAGCGGGCAGAACACUACACUACAGCCUGUCCCGAGCCACCGGCUCCCACAUCUCUCUUCUGAUGCAGCCGCAGCAGCUGGUAAAGCACAGGAGCAUCCAGGGCCUACCUGUGGGGCGGCUCACCCAGGAUGUCCGGCUCCUCUCCGCCUCCCAGCCCUCCCUUCCCAACAAAGUGGCCCAGCAAGCUGAUGGGAGCUCCCUGCAGCAGGGCAGGAAAUCCGCAGGGAACCUGGCCCGCAGAUCCUCUCCCUCGGUAGCUGGACUUCUCGCCAAGCCAUGUCCGGGGAUCCCAGGCCAGCCAGCACACCCGCAGCAGAUGCCUUCAGGAUCAGUGGCUCAAGCCAGCCACUCUGUGGCGGGAGCGUCCACCCCGCAGUCCCCGGUCUCCGCAUCCAGGCAGGCAGCAGGUCCCUCCCACAAGGGCUCUGUGGCCUUCAGCCCCGAGGUGGAAACAGGGAAGCCCAAACUCCCGUCCAACAUGUGAGCUCCCGGUGGCACCCGUGCACAGGCAGGAGGGACCCGGGCACCCCAGCUGCACCUGUGGCAGGAGAGCAGAGGCGGCAGGAGAGGCAGAGCACCUGGCGAAGGCCCCCAGCCUCGGCUGCAUCAGAGGGAAGAUGAGGUGAGAGGUAGCGCCCGGGCAUGCGGACUGGCCGCUCCGGGCAUGGGGGCACAGCAGGGAUGGGUGUGGGGCAACCCCAGAGCUGGACUGGCUGGAUGAGGAGGGGGCUCUGCUGCCUGCCCCAGGGCAGGGACCCUGCCUGGGCUCUCCCCUCCUUGCUUCAUCACCAUCUGUCCUGAGCCCUGCCCUCCUGGGGGCAGCGGGAAGGGUCAGAGCCCUCACCCAAACCCAGCCUCCCUGGGGAGCCCGGCUCCCUGCAACUGCUCCUUGGGGUCCAGGCCCCGCUGCACUCUGCCCUCACACCCCCACGGCCUCUCCUCGGGGCCAGGCCGGUGCUGGCGGCUCCUCCAGCCUCAUCCUCUCGCUGCAGCAGGCUCCACAUGCUCACCAUGAUCCUGGGAAGGCUCUGCCCAGCGCCUUCACUUUUUGGGAGAGGAGGGAGAGGCAGCCCCACUAGGGCCCACUGCCGAGCACAGAGUGAGGGGGCUGGAGCCCAUUGCAGGAUCUCCCUUGGGGCACAGUGGCAGGACCUGGGGGUCCCGGUCAGGGCCCCCCUGGUGUGACGAGUGCCAAGCGGUGGAGCUGGGGGCAGAUGGGUCUCCCACUGAGAGGCCCCUGCGUGCCUCUCCCCAACUUCGGGGGGCAUCUUGCCUCGGAGAUGCUGGGUCCCCGUGGGGUUGGGGUGUGCCACCAGGCAGGGCUCUGCCCCUACACCUGGGUGCUGUGGCCUGGACCUUCGCCAUGCUCCGGCAGGGGGGCUGCCUGUGGGGGGACCUGUCUGCAGCUCCUGGGAGGGUGCUGAGCCCAGGCUCUGCUCCCCCCCGCCCUGUGCUGCGGUCCCGUUUCCAGACUGCCUGGAGACACCGGUCACCAGCGCUGCAGCGAGAAAAAGGGUGUCAUGAAGAGUUGUCAACCCCGGGCAGCGCCUGGGUGACAUGUGGGGCCACGGGGCUGCCUCCCCUCACCCUCCUGGGUCUCCACGCGGGAGGGCAGGGGCCUGGCGUCUCCGCAGUCAACCCACAUCACCCCUCCAGAGCCAGUAGUCAGCAAUGUGUGUUUGAGUUGUGGCUCUGCUGAGCAGCUGAGCUCUGCUUACAGUGUCGCUUUGGGCCAACUGUGUUAACAGUCCUGGUUAGAGUAGUGUCCCUUCCCGACCCUGCUGCGCUGCGCAAGCUGCUUCCCACUACUGGAGUCAGGAACCAUGGCUUGUAGUCGUGCUCCAGAGCCUGGCUGCUGCCAAGCAGGGCCUGCCAAACCCCUGGUGCAGUGGGCGAGGGUCUUGUUCCACACGGUACUUCUUGAAGUGAGGUCUUCAGUUCUCCCCCCUCGUGUUUUGGGACGUCGGGACCAGUCCGGACCGCAGCACUGCGCGGGGAGCCCAGCCUGCGGGGCACAGCAGCCUGGCAGGAAUCCCGUCAGUGUGUCCGUUGGAGGGGAUAUCCAGCACUGCCUUUUUUUCACGGACUUCAACUCCCCUUCCCCACCCCCACCCCCAUCCCACUCCAUCCCCAUGGUCAGUGUCUCCCCAGCAGCCCCUCAGGAAGGGGUCUGCAGCCGGGCCACAUAGUCAGACAUACCCAGGCUGUGUUUACACUGCGUGAUGUAGUUGUUUUAGCGGUCAUCCUAGGUGUCCCCCACAGAGCACGCGGGCCAGCCCAGACAGCACUGAGCAUGGCUCCGCUUCUGCUGCCUGCACCGCCGGUGCACCCUCCCCAUGCCACAGCCCCGUGCCAGGAGCCAGAGCCACCCUGUGCUCCAGUCACCGCCGCGGUGGACCCCUGUCAUGAGCUGUGUCAGCUCGUGGCGCCAGCGCCCUGUCCUGGUGGGGAGGCAAGAGGGGCGGCUGGAGGGGCCGGGGGUGCUGGCCGUGCACGUGUGUGUCUCUGCGGCGUGCGUGGGCGCAAGUCUAGCCACCAAAGACCAUGAUCCUUCACUCUUGCACUCACGGCAGUUGAUGUACAGAGCUUGUAGUUUUCAUAUCGCAGAGAAUUUAAAAGCGUUUUUUUAUUUUUGGUUGUUGUACAUAAUGGAUUUAAAUAAUAAAGAGAGAUUCUGAGCUGG